AUGACUACUCCCGAAAAUGCGUACCAGAAACUCGCCAACGUCUUCUCAUCUCGAGGGAACCAGAUCCUUGAGAUUGAGAUGAUAUCUUCUGCGCUAGAAACCUCUUUUCUUCAAGAUGAGCUUUUCAUUGGAAUCACGAAAAAAAUGCUCGUGGCAGCUUAUACGGUCGCGCGGAAGCUCUUCACUCAGCACCGGUCGAUGACUGAUGAUGAAUUCCAUACGGAUCCCUUUGCAACAAAUACAGAAUCUAGUGUUGCGUUCCGUCGAACAAUCACCGAAAUCAUGCUACUAUUUGACUGUGAACAUCUCAGUGCAUGUAACUGGCGGAAACGUUGGCUUAAGACAGCCGUGACAUACGCGAAGACCCAAGACCAGAUUAUCUCAAUGCGAGAGGUUCUGGAGACUGAAUUGACGCUCUUGACGACAUAUCAGUGCAGCCCUUUACACCGGCAUACGAAAUCACCUACUUUAUGGUCACACCGCUUAUGGGUGUUGAGGCAGAUGUUGUAUAUCCAAGUCUGGAGCAUAGAGGAGCUAAGGAAGCUGGAGCAGACGGAGCUCCAAGGCGUUCUCCGUGCCGCGGAACUACACCCAAAGAAUUAUUAUGCCUUUAGCUACAUGCGGCAACUUCAUACUCUUCUGGCAAAUACACCGGGUGUUGCUGAUCGUACCAAGUGGGCUGCUGAGCUGGCUGGCUCCCUGGUAGACCCAGUGCUAGAGUGGUGCCUUUCCCAUCCGCGGGAUAUAUCAGGCUGUAUCUUUCUGCGAUAUCUGUUGUUUAUUAUUUCCGAUCAGCAGAUCCGGAGAAAUACCGUGGGGAAGGUGAUUGUCUUCGCUCGGGAUAUCGGAUGGGAGGGCGAGAGUUUAUGGACUUUCGUGGACCAAGCGAUUCGCGAAUUCGAUCUUGAGAAUAUCCUCGAUGACCUUCUUCCCUCCAGUGAUCAUGGCAAAUCUGAAUCCGUAUCCGUAUCCCUCACGCUGGGUGAUGACCAGUAUCCCCCUGGUAAAUGGCCAUGGCUGGCUCGGCUGGCCCGGGCAAAAUCAUAUUGGAGUGUAUUUAAGCAAUAA
Penicillium malachiteum is the source of this 1068-nucleotide messenger RNA. RefSeq lists its product as uncharacterized. The transcript has a single exon. The record is from RefSeq and is a predicted model, not a curated record. Gene Ontology annotation, biological process: protein prenylation. Lineage: Eukaryota; Fungi; Ascomycota; Eurotiomycetes; Eurotiales; Aspergillaceae. The coding region runs from base 1 to 1068 and encodes 355 amino acids. Gene Ontology annotation, cellular component: cytoplasm. Gene Ontology annotation, molecular function: protein prenyltransferase activity.